Molecule: messenger RNA, 2164 nt
Organism: Nematocida parisii ERTm1
Lineage: Eukaryota; Fungi; Microsporidia
Exons: 1
Coding region: 1-2133 (710 amino acids)
Source: RefSeq, a predicted model, not a curated record
AUGAUUUUAUACUAUGUGAUCGGAUUGAUGCUAAUACAAAUUAUCUAUGGAAAGAUAGAGAUACCCGAAAUAAGAGAGGUUCAAAAGCAGAUACUAACACAUAAUAAUUCAAAGUGCUUGGUGAUAAAUCCUGAUGGCCCGCUAAACAUGCUUCGUGGAUAUUUAUACAAUCGCAAUCUUCUUCUGCAGAAUAAAAGGCAAUUUGCCUCUGAAAUAGACAUUUUCUACACGCUUACAAUGAAGAGCUCUAAUGAUGAAUUGAAAAUUAGUGAUUUUAUUCGGAGCCCUUCUAAGGACAAGAUUCACAAUUUGGAGUUUAUUGCAUCGAUAAAAAAGAGAAUUUACAUGAAGAAAUUCUACAAUACUCUGCUAAGAAUGUUUCCAUAUAUGCAAAAAGAUUCACCUAUAGAAUCUAAUAAUACAAAUGGGUUUGCAGAAUUUCUUAAAUCACAAAAAGUUAAUACCUGCACUUACUACAUCUUAGCUGCUCUUUUGCUUCUUUCAGAAGGAGUGGAUGUUCCUAUCUAUUAUAAAAAGGCUACUUCAGAAUUGGGUUUAAUUGAAAACAAAGAGAGCAAAAAGAGCUAUUUUUCUAUUCAAAUGAAAAAUCAAAUAAGUAAUUCAACCAGUAACACAAACAUUAAGGAUAUUGCAAAAAUAAUUAAGUUUUUUAUUAAAAAUCGAAAUAAUCCGCUUUUGUGGGAUAAUGGCGAGUUUAAAACCCCAGAGAAUCAGGAAGAAUUUGAAACUGGACUGUUCUUAAAUAGCCCUAAGUUUUUAAUACAGAUGUAUAUAUAUGAAUUUAUUCAGUCGAAAGAAGAUGCAAUUAAGCUAAAUAAUGCAGUGUAUGAAAUCCUUAGUAAACAAAUUGCAGAUAAAACCUUGUUAAACCAGGAUUGCACCAUUGAAAAUGACGUAUUUGGCAAAUGCUUUAUAGAAGCAAACAGCUCUAAUGAGGUUAUGAUGUAUUUAGACAUCUAUCAAAACUUUGCAUAUUUUAUAGACGAGUGUAAAAUGUUUCCAUUUAUGUCUAGUGAUCAAAUACCUGCUUACACAAAAGUACCACACUAUGAUUAUAUAGAAAAGAAGCUUUUGGAUGAUCCUAAUAAGCGGUACAGUAAUUGCGUAGAGGCAGCUAUUCUGGGAAUUUUCAGCUCUUUUGCAUAUAACUCAAAAACCCGAAAAUAUACUCUUGAGCACAUGAAGGAAUCAAAGCCUGAAAUGCAGGAGUUUUUUACAACAUAUAGUUUACCGGUUGAAAUAAUUGAUGCCAAAAUGCAGGCUAAUUGGAAUGUAGUGCCGUCAGGACUUAGCUGUAAGCACAUUGCAUAUGUUAAAGACCAAAGAAAUGAAAUACGAGCAGGCAUUUUAAAUCUGCUUUAUGCCAUUGUAGAGAUUUCUGGAAGACCUUCUUCUGAUAUAGACAGGAUAAGCGAGUUUAUGGCGCGACUAAAUAAUGAAGCUACAAAUCUUAAUAAGCUUUUUAGUGAUAUUCAAAAAUAUAUACAAAAGCUUUUCAGCGACCUUUCUUAUAACAAAUCUGUAACUGUAAACUGCAACUUUACAAAAGGGCAUAGAUCGGAUUGUAAGAAUGAAGUAUUAGGAUCAAUUGUCAUCACGUAUACUGUAAAUGGCGUAAAAAACAGUAUAAAGGUGCAAGCAGUUAAAGGGCAUAUGAUUAUUUCAUUUGUUCCAGAAGAAAGCUCAUGUUUCAAGAAUAAAUUCUGUGAUGUUAUUUCUAGAACAAAAACCACAUUUGGAGAGCAGUAUAGCUUUAUUAAAUCUUUAAUAAUGCAUACAAUUGCUAUAGAAACAUUUAAUAUGAUAAAAAGCACGGAUCUAAGCAAUAAGAUAGAGCUUGAAAGAGAGAAGUUACUAAAUAGCAAUCUAUCCAAUUUGGAUAAAGUUUUUUUGUUCAUGCGGAUUACUUCAUUCUCUGUUAAAAUGAAUUUAGCAAGGAAAGCAUUUAUUAUUUCGCGAUUUAAAAAAUCUACAGAUGAGUACUUUAAUUCAUUUUAUUUCCUAUUGAAUAUUCUUGCUAGCCUUCCAUUGGAUGACUAUGGAACAAUCCAAGCAAUUAAUGAUCGGGUGCCACUAUAUAAAAUACAAAUACAACGAAAUAUUGGACACUAGCCCUAUUUAUAUUCAAUAAAGCCAAUUUACU